Messenger RNA from Yamadazyma tenuis ATCC 10573, 1692 nucleotides. RefSeq lists its product as uncharacterized. Lineage: Eukaryota; Fungi; Ascomycota; Pichiomycetes; Serinales; Debaryomycetaceae. Gene Ontology annotation, molecular function: ubiquitin-protein transferase activity. Gene Ontology annotation, biological process: proteasome-mediated ubiquitin-dependent protein catabolic process. The record is from RefSeq and is a predicted model, not a curated record. Gene Ontology annotation, cellular component: nucleus; GID complex; cytoplasm.
AUGUCUACAACAUUACUAGAUAAUUUGGCCACCGAGCUGACGAGCUUUUCAGAAGCAGGCGAAAAGUAUCUCAGCAAGAUCCUUGAUGAUACCCACUCGUUUGUUGGAGAGUUGAAGUCGAUGGAGCAAGACCUAGUCCAACAAUUAGAACAGGAACUGCAAGGGGCCCAUCCUGAUCCGGUUCUGUUGGAAUCCCUUAAAAAUUCUGAUUUAUGGUACAAGCAGUCUAUAGACUCAUUGAAAGGUUAUAAUGGACAGAUAAACAAAUUCACAAAGCAUAUACUUCAUAAUUCCAAGUACAACAUCAAUUUGGAUGGAGCCUAUACAUAUCCAUUAAAUCUCGAUAACAUCCCUGUGGAAUAUCUCAAGGGGCCCACUCCUGGUGCUAGUCAUGAUGAUUUAACACUCCGGGAUGUGAAAAUGGAGAAUCAAAAGGAAUUGAUGAAGGCCAUUGUAUUGCACCUACUUAAGAUUGGUCAGAGCGAUUUGAUUAAAGACAUGUUGAAUGACACCACCAAAGAUAUUAGAAUUGAUGAAGAUUUACUUGACAAAUUCCAAUUGUUGAAUCAAAUAGUCGAUGGCAUCGUUUUGAAUCACGAUCUAUCGAAAGCUUUACUGUGGUUCAAACAGAAGCACGAAUCUGCUGGGCCUCACUCCAACUUUCAGGAAAUCGAAUUCAAGUUUCAUAUACUUGAGUAUACUUUGCUUUUGAACAGAAAACCUAAUUCCAGUACUGAUGGGGGAUUGGAUUCGGCACUAGAGGCGUAUAUGUAUUCGAAACAGAAUUUCCCCAGGUUUUUUGAUGCCUAUUUACCGGAGAUCUCUCCAUUGAUGUCACUAUUGUUGUUUAAAGCUCAAGAUGAUGUUGACUCUAGUCAUCCAGAUGACUAUGCUAGAAAACACAUGAUGAGUUUGCUUUCUGAUUUCAUGAUUAAAAUGAAAAGCUCUUUUAACAAGGACUUAGAACAAAGACCAAGCAAAAGAAAUGAAUCAAGGUUUGUGGAAGAAAUAUUGAAACACUUUAGCAGUAUAGAACAAAACCAGAACUUGUUCCAAUCACUUUCAAACGAAUUUAUAUCCUAUUACUGUAAGGAUUUGAAUUUAUCAAACGAUUCUUCUUUAUUCCAAAGUGUAUUAUCUGGAUUUAUCAACUUGCCAAGCUUCUACAAAUAUAAUCAGAUUCAAAGACGAUUCAGUAAGGUCCGUUCUUCUUCGAUGAAAGAAGACUUUGAUAUUGACACUAUCAAUGCAAUAGGCACAUCCGAAGUUCUUGAUGAUCCCAAGGACAAGCCCCGUCCACCUUCCAUUCAGUCUAAGCAUUUCAAUAUCAUAUCUCCUUAUUCUUUUGAUAUGCCAUUUCAAUUGUCAGAUUCCAAUAGAUUUUUGUUCGAUUAUCAUCCUAUUUUUAUUUGUCCUGUUACAAAAGAACAAUUGAUUCCAUUAACAGUUGAUGAGGUCGAAAUUGAACUUGAAAAGAAAGCAAAGAGACCCAAACUUGAAGUCAGUAAGAAUGAUGAGCUUCUUAAAUCCAUGCAUAACCCAGUGGUGGUAUUGAAACAUUGUCAACAUGUUGCUUUGAAGGAAAGUAUCUGGCAAUUGUCAAAGAGAGGAUCUGAGAUAUUCCGAUGCCAUUAUUGCUACAAGAAACACCGGUUUAGUGAAGUUACCGAAGCUUAUUUCAUUGAUUUGUAA